AUGUCGCCUCCGGUCCAAGAUGCUUCCGGCGCCGCCUGCCCUGGCACCCCGUCGCCAAAGACGGUCCUCACCACCGUGGUGGCUGGGUCUCGCUACCUCAUCCACCCCCAGGUCCUGGAAACCAUCAGCCCGGACGCCGUCCUCCCCGUCACCCUGCUCGAGCCGGAGCAGCUGUACCUGCAUCUGGAGGGCACCCUCCGCCUGUUCGACGCGUACGACGACGUCUUCACGCCCGAGUUCGGGAACGUCCUCGUCGAGAAGCCGUCCGGGGGCGGCGCGGGCGGGCUGCGCGUUCCCGCGGGUUCCUUCGUCGGCACGCACGCCAGGUCCGUGAUGCACCUGCGCGACGACACCCACACCCGCGCGCGCGCCGUCUCCGACUUGCCUGCCGGGCCGUACAUUCUGCACGGGCCGAACCUGCAUCAGGCUUGGAAGAUUUACCUCGACACCCUGGAUGCGUUUGCUUUUGGCGUCUACCCCACCACCGCCGUAGACGAAAUCGACGGAUACCAAGUCUUGCAGUUGCCUCCUGACGGCGGCGGCAGCAGCAGCAGCAGCAGCAGCAGCCACGCGUCGGUGCCCGUCCCCUCGCGGCUGUACAGCACCGCGCCUCCGGAAAAGGCUCCUCUCAGGGGCUGCCGCUUCACCAUCCCGGACUGCGUGGCGCUGAAGGGUGUUCCGACCUCCGUCUCCAGCGCCGCGUGGGCCGAGCUGCGCGACCGCACGGCCGAUUCCACCGCCCCGUUCGCCAGGCGACUCGUCGAGCUCGGCGCCGUCAUCGUCGGCACGACCAAGUCUUCGCAGCUGGGAUCCGGCAGGGAGUGGGCCGACGUGGUGGCUCCGCAGAAUCCGCGGGAAGACGGGCACCAGGAUGUCGGGGGAGGCGCGGCGGGCGCGGCCAGCUCGCUGGCGGGCUACGCGUGGCUGGGGGGAUCGACAGGGCUGGACGCAAUCGGCCAGGUGUUGCGUCCGGCGGCUUCGCAAGGGCUGUUUGCGCUUCGCACAUCGACCGGCAUCUUGCCCUUGGACGGCGCCGCAAUAAGCUCCCCAAGCCUGGACGCCAUUGGCGUGUUCGGCACCGACGCCGCUGAGCUCUUCCACCACGCCGUGGCCAUUGUCCACGGAUCGCUCGCCAGCCCGCCGCUCAACUUGCCCAAGCGCGUCGUGUGUGUCACCGAUCUCGGCGACGCAAACGACCAGCACGCGCAUUAUCAGCAGCGGCAUUUUCUCUCGGCAGUGGAGGCGUUCCUGGGCGUCGAGUCCCGCAGCGUCAGCCUGAGCGAGGCCUGGGCUGCGAACCCGCCUCCGGAAGCCCGAGGGCAGUCCCUGCAAGAAUACAUGAAGGAGGCCCCGUUUCUUUCCUUUUGCGCCGACUUUCACAACCAGUAUCGCAGGUUCCGGGACGACUACCAGGCCAAGUUCGGCCGGGAGCCUGCGGUCGAAGCCACGGUCCGGUUCCGCUGGAACCUGGGCGAGAAGGUGACGAGAGCGCAGCUCGACGCUUUCCGAGCCCGCGUUUCCGUCUUCCGGAGCUGGUUCAGCCGCGCGGUAAUGCCUACCGACGAAGGCGGCGACGCCGUCAUGGUGCUGCCCUACGCGAGCGCCGCUCCCCGAUACGAAGCCCCUAAGCCCGCCGGCAUCGAGGGCGUCACCGCCGCGCUCCUCGCGCCUAUCCUCCAGGCGCCGCUUGUUCUCGCACCGUUCGCGCAAGCGCCGUACGAAUCUAGCAUCAGCCACCGGACGGAAUACCACGCCGUCUGCGGCGCUGUCCUCGGGCCCAAGGGCAGCGACGCGGCUCUGGUCAAGCUUGUCGAGGCGACGCUGCGGCAGGCGCGGUGGCGCACGGGUGUCGACAGGGGGAGGUUUGCCUUUCCUCCCCGGCAGGAUCAAGGGAACGCCGUGGGCGGGGGUGGACAGCCGUCCAGUCGUGUAGACGCGUGGUAG
Ustilaginoidea virens is the source of this 1944-nucleotide messenger RNA. RefSeq lists its product as uncharacterized. NCBI's taxonomy places the organism in Eukaryota, Fungi, Ascomycota, Sordariomycetes, Hypocreales, Clavicipitaceae. The record is from RefSeq and is a predicted model, not a curated record. The transcript has 9 exons. The coding region runs from base 1 to 1944 and encodes 647 amino acids.